Phaedon cochleariae (mustard beetle) is the source of this 1351-nucleotide messenger RNA. The record is from the annotation of a GenBank genome assembly. Lineage: Eukaryota; Metazoa; Arthropoda; Insecta; Coleoptera; Chrysomelidae.
CCUAACCUAACCGAAUGUCAAUCAAUAAUCAAUCAUCAAUCAAAACAAUAAAUUAAAAAUUUAUAACAUUCACAAUUUUUUGAUAAAUGAAGAAUAUUAUAUUAUAAAUAUGUUUUAAUCAUAGAUAUUAUAUUAAAUAUACAAUUGAAUUAUUUUUCAUGAAGCAUGAGUUCUAACAACCCCUAUGUGUUUUUUGAUCUGAAAUAUGGAGUAAUGAAAGCUGGCCGUGUGAUCAUUCAAUUAUAUGCAGAUGUAGUACCAAAAGCUGCAGAAAAUUUUCGAGCACUUUGUACUGGUGAAAAAGGAAUUGGUAGAAGAGGGAAACCUCUCCAUUAUAAAGGCACAAAAUUUCACAAGGUAAUACCUCUUUGUAUGGUACAAGGUGGUGAUAUAGAAAAUAAUGAUGGUACAGGAGGGGAAAGCAUUUAUGGCCCCACUUUUGAAGAUGAAAGUCUCACAAUCAAGCAUGAAGAAGAAGGUAUGGUUGGAAUGAUGAAUGCGGGUCCAAAUACAAAUCAGUCACAGUUUUACAUAACCACACAGCCAUGCUCACACUUAGAUGACACGAAUGUGGUUGUGGGAAAAAUUGUAAAAGGGUUGAAAAUUAUCGUUGAAAUGUCCGAUUAUAACAGGGAAGAUUCAAAACCUCCAGAGCUACUUAUUAUUGAAAAUUGUGGGGAGUUGAAACCUGGAGAGCCCUGGAAUAUAAAUGAAAGUGAUGGUACCGAAGACGUUUAUCCACCUUGGCCAGACGACUGGGACGAAUUUACAACGGCAAAUUCCCGUCUUGUUGAAAAAGCAGUAAUUGCUAUUAAGGAGUCUGGAAACUUUUAUUUCGGGGAAAACGAUUUCGUUGACUCGGAGAGGAAAUAUGUGAAAUGUUUGAGAUACAUAAACUGGUACUUGCUUCAAAAUAAAAAAAAUCUUGCACUCAAAAGUAUGCGUAUCAUUGUUAUGCAAAAUUUGGCUGCUGCACUGCUGAAGAGGCAAAAAUUCAAGGAAACUGUGAAAUUGUGCAGUGAGAUACUUGCAAUUGACGAAAAUAAUGCGAAGGCUCUGUAUAGAAGAGGUCAAGCGUCACUGGCAAUGAAGGACUAUGACGAGGCUCUAGAUGAUUUGAACAAUGCCUCAUCUUUCCUUCCGAACGAUCGGAAUGUCCUUAAUUUGUUGAAUACAGUCAAGAAACACAAGUUUAUCUAUCUUCAGGAUGAAAAGUUGUUCUUCUCAAAGUUAUUCAAUUAGAUAUACUUCAAUGAAGAUUAAAGUGAUGUGAACAUUCAUAUUUAUGUUUUAUAUUGUGAUUAUAUCAUUAUUGUAAUGUAAAAAUAUAUUAUUCUGGAAUAUACUGAGU